Molecule: messenger RNA, 1366 nt
Organism: Salvelinus fontinalis (brook trout)
Lineage: Eukaryota; Metazoa; Chordata; Actinopteri; Salmoniformes; Salmonidae
Product: protein PALS2-like
Exons: 7
Cellular component (GO): plasma membrane; cell-cell junction
Molecular function (GO): protein binding
Source: RefSeq, a predicted model, not a curated record
GUGCAUCUGAAACCCCACUUUAACUACAGCCCAGCCACAGACAACCUGAUCCCCUGUAAGGAGGCUGGCCUGGCCUUCUCUAAAGGAGAUGUAUUGCACAUUGUCAACAGAGAGGACCCUAACUGGUGGCAGGCAGUCAACAUUGUGGGAGGAGCCACAGGACUGAUCCCCAGUCAGUUCUUAGAGGAGAAGAGGAAGGCCUUCGUGAGGAGAGAAUGGAAUGGAUCAGGCGUUCUCUGUGGGACACUAACAGGAAAGAAGAAGAAGAAGAAGAUGAUGUACCUGAUGUCCAAGAAUGCAGAGUUUGACCGCCACGAGCUGCAGAUCUACGAAGAGGUGGCCAAGAUGCCUCCGUUCCAGAGGAAGACCCUGGUUCUGAUUGGUGCUCAGGGAGUGGGCCGGCGCAGCCUGAAGAACAGACUGAUCAUCAUCAACCCCCUGCUCUAUGGAACCACCGUCCCCUUCACGUCUCGGCCUGCUCGGGAGGAGGAGAGAGACGGCCAGUCGUACUGCUUUGUGUCUCGGUCCCAGAUGGAGGCAGACAUUAAGGCCCGUUGCUACCUGGAGCACGGAGAGUACGAUGGAAACCUCUACGGAACCAAGAUGAACUCCAUCCACGAGGUGGUGGACGCAGGACGUACCUGCAUACUGGACGUUAACCCACAGGCGCUGAAGCAGCUGAAGACAGCAGAGUUCAUGCCGUUUGUAGUGUUUGUUGCUGCUCCAGAACUGGACACACUAAGAGCUAUGCACAAAGCCGUGGUGGACGCUGGACUCACCACCAAACUGCUCACGGAGACAGAUCUGAAGAAGACGGUGGAUGAGAGCGCCAGGAUCCGCCGGGUCUACAGCCACUACUUUGACCUGACCAUCGUUAACGACAACCUGGACAAGGCCUUUGAGCAGCUGCAGGCGGCCGUGGAGCAGCUGUGUUCUGAGCCCCAGUGGGUCCCCAUCAGCUGGGUGUACUGAGAGACACCGGUCCUGUCCUCUCACCUGCUGCCCUGCCUGGUUAGACUGCUCCCUACUGGGCUGGAGGACACACCGCCCGCUGCUGGGCCCAGGAGUACAUGGAGACUAGGAAGAGGUUGUCCCUAACCAACACGGUUGGGGUCAAUUCCAUUUCAAUUCAGUUAAUUCAGGAAUUAGACUGAAACUACAAUUCCACAUUUUUCCCAUUGAGGAGAAGUGGAAUGUCAGUGAACUUCCUAAAUUGACUGAAUUGAAAUGGAAUUGACCCCUACAGGGAUGUGAGAGCUGAGGACCCAUUGAGACUUAUUAUGUAUGUAUGGGACUUUACCAUGCAGCCCCAGUGGCGCCUAUCCCCACCCCGCCUAGCCUAGCCCCACCCCGCCUAGCCACACCU